UAAAUCAAUCUUUGGAGGAAAAAUAAGAAUGAAUUAAUGAGCCAAUGUCUCCACUUCCAUUACCAGGCUUCUCAGAUUAAGAACAAUGGCUUGUUGGAAUCCUUGUCCUACUAACCCCCUUCCUUCCGCCACAACCAUAUUCAGUGCCCCUUUUCUGCAUUCACACAAGUAGUAUAUAUUGCCUCAAUGCCUAUCAGAUAGCAUGGUUUUUAAUAGAUGCUCAAUAAAGAUUACAGAUUUCUGUGACAGAAUUGGAUCUACAUUCCAACCGUGCAGCGUAUUUAGUAUCCAACGUUGGGCCAACCUACUAGACAGCUCUGUGGCUCACUUUGUUCAUCUAUAAAAUGGGGAUAAUGAAAACAAAGAGAAAAGGACAGUGCCUGACACAGAAUAGGCACUAGGAAAUAAUAGUUGCAUUUCCCCUUGUUCAAUAAAUGAAGGACAUGUUAUCUGGACUUUGCUCUCUGACAGGCUCCCAUGAAGCUUCUUGGCUUCUAGAUAGAGGGAUCAGUUUGUUAAUUCAGUAACUUGACUUUUCAAGGCCAUUGAGUCAUCCCAACCACCCUGCUUCUUAGUAUCACCCAUAACCUCCCUCAUUAUAUCUCGUUUACGCCUAGAACUUGAGUGUUCCACCCUGUAGUGCUGCUCAGUGGCAGUUUCCCUGGAUCAGACAAUUCUUGGUCUGGGUUACUAAAGCCCGUGGGAUUAUCCUAGCUCUUGCAAUCCUGCAGAAUUUUCAAUUUUCCGAGAAUAAGAGAUUCCUCUGACCCAGUGCUCCUACCUGAGAGCACAGUGGCCUGUCUCUCCCAAGACAUUGAAGACUGACUAAACGGGAGGAAAGGGCAAAGACAAAGUCAAACAUAAAUCCAGUAGUUCGAACUUGAGUGGAUGGAGGAGUGUUGGUAUCAGGGACAGAACACCUCGGAUGCAGAAAAUGAUGAUGUGAAGUUAGCAGAUUUUGUUUCAGAUUCUGAAACAUUUUAUCUUUUUAGCUAUCAAUGGGAGAAAAUAAAUGGGAAACAAACUAUGAAUAGAACUAACCAAAAGUCAAAGUGACAGUACUCCGAAGAGUAACGUAAUGAUGCAUAUCAAGUAUUAUUAGCACAUAAUCAUGUGAAGUAUCUUGGGAGAUUUUAAGUAAUUCAAAUUAUGUAAGGAUGAAAUCAGAAUGUAUAACGCUGUCCAUUUUGGGGAUUAUUUACUUCAUUCUUUUAUUAAGUAAUUAUUUCUGAUUCUUUAGUUGACAGGCUUCCCCGUCAUUUUAAAUGGCGUCCCUCUUUGUGUACUUUAUAUAUUCUCACAUAGUUAAGAAUAAAAUUCUUCUGUGAAGUAGUUUCCUGCAGUUUUUUUUCUUUUCUUUAAAUAAUUGGUUUUCCGUAGACAAAAUAAAGUGUUAUACCACCUUGCAGCCUCACUGUUAGAAAUGAAGAAAGAGGGGAAAACGCAGGAAGACCCACACAUACCACAAAAAUGGAGAGUAUCCAAGUCCUAGAGGAAUGCCAAAACCCCACUUCAGAUGAAGUCUUGUCCUGGUCUCAAAAUUUUGACAAGAUGAUGAAGGCCCCAGCAGGAAGAAACCUUUUCAGAGAGUUUCUCCGAACAGAAUACAGUGAAGAGAACCUACUUUUCUGGCUUGCCUGUGAAGACUUAAAGAAAGAGCAGAACAAAAAAGUAAUUGAAGAAAAGGCCAGAAUGAUCUACGAAGAUUACAUUUCUAUACUAUCACCAAAAGAGGUCAGUCUCGAUUCUCGAGUUAGAGAGGUGAUCAAUAGAAAUCUGUUGGAUCCUAACCCUCACAUGUAUGAAGAUGCCCAACUUCAGAUAUAUACCUUAAUGCACAGAGAUUCUUUUCCAAGGUUUUUGAACUCUCAAAUUUAUAAGUCCUUUGUUGAAAGUACUGCCAGCUCUACUUCUGAAUCUUAAUUUUCAUUUAAAAAAAAAUCAUUUUGGAGGGCUGGGGUGGGAAAUAAAAGUAGUUAAAUAACACCAGAAACUGAGUUCCUGGAGAACUACAGUUUAGGAUUCCUCAGGCUACUGUGAAAAUACAACCACAUGGUCUUUGUCUCCAUUUUUAUCAAGGUUAUCCUGGUUAAGUUUGGAGAAAAUACCACAUAAAAACAAUGAAUUGCCAAAUUAAGUUUGUUUUAUUCAACACUCAUUCUCCUUGCAAGCAAACUGUAUUUGUAGUCCUCUGAACAGUCUCCUAGUGUAUCCCCAGAGACUGCAUGUGCAAAGUAAAACUGCUUCAUUUGCCACGUAGCUGUUGUAAUAUUUAAUCCAAUGGCAUAACUUAUAUCUGUAUUUAAGGACUUUUGUGCAAUAUGGUCUUAUAGAAAUAAUUGCCAAAAAAAUUGGCUGUGGUUUGCGUUUUUAAAUAUACUCUAAGACAGAAAAAGCCAACUUUUAAGUUGUAACAGAGGUAUUCAACAUGCUAAAUACUGUGUUCAGUACAUUUCAUUUUGAAGCCAAUAUUUCUGUACAUGGAAAAAGAGCUAUUUAUCUCUGUUUGUUGGGAAAUCCUAAUGGGGGAUUCCUCUGGUUGUUCACUGCCAAAACGGUGGCAUUUUCUUUAUAGAAUAGUUUGCUAUGUAAAAAAAACAAAAUAAACAGAUAAUAAGAAGAAGAAAAGAGAAAAAAAGCACAAAACAAUUUGAAGAUAUUUUAUCUCAAUGACAAAUUAAAGAGUGAUAAUUGUUUUUAAUUGUAAUAGAAGAAAAUCUAUGUAUAUAUCAGAUGUCCAAUACUGUAAUUAAUUUAUUAAAGACUGGCUCUCCAGUUCUAAAAUGGUUGUGUAAAGUAUGUACUUUAGCAAGAAAAAAAAAUACUAAGCUCGAUAACUUAGUUUUGGAAUAUAAAAAAAAGGAUUUAAUAAAGGAAUGCCUAAAUGUAGCAUCAUAAAACAUUUUGAUGAAUAGCAUCUGUCCUGUGGCAUAUUUUCCUUGAAAGCAAAAUCCAAUGAAAAGCUAAGUUUUUAACCAAGAGAAGUUUUGUAAGGGUUAUGAAGAAGAUAAUUCUCUAUUUCAGACCUUAACUGUUUUCAUAGUAUCUUCAGAAUGACUUAUUUUAAAAAUGUUAAAACCAAACUAUUAAUACUCAUCCGUAAUUGAAAGGCAGUACAGUGCUCAAAUCUUCUAGCUGCCGUUAUUAUUUUUUAUAAGCACCACUAAAUCUUUAAGACAGAAUACUUGCCUGAUAUUGGCAUGUACUUUUGACAUUCAAGAAAACCGUGUCCUAUCAUGCACACACACACAAAAGUCAGUGUCAUAUUUAUAUCAAGGUGUUACAUUUGAAUAUUACUAUCCCCUGGAGGCUAUUUUUUUAACUUAAAAUAAAUAUAGUAUUGAGUCACCUAAAGUGAAAGUUUUAAAAAUAUUUAUAUCCACUGAGAAUACUGGCCUUAUAUUAAGGAUGAUAUUAAAAUUAUAGGUUUUAUCAUUUUUUAACUACCUCUCAUUUUUUAAUUUAUUAAACAUUUUUAAAAUAAACAAGUUUGGGGUUUUCUUUUUAAAAUUUAUUUUACUUGAAAGUUUGGCAUCAUAAGUUUCUUUUUCCAUAAAACUUAAGACAUUUCAAGAAUUGUUUUUUUAAGUGAAUUUGAUUUUUCUAAUUUAUAUAGAAUUCAGGAGAUAUGGUUAAAAGGGCUAUUACCUAUUCCCUAUGCAAAUAUUUUAACUGUUGCAGUGUUUGACAAAAUGGGAUUUAAAAAAAGUUUGCAGAGUAGAAAACAAAAUGUUCUGUUUACACUGGCGUUGCUGACUAUCCUACCAUAUUCAGCACUUUUAAAUACAUAUUUAUGAAAAUGUAGUUAGAAUACAAGAUAGAAAAUAUUUAUAAUAAUCAUUUCUUUUAACAAAUGCCUGUUUUUGUCUGAAAGUGUUAGUGCGUUAAGACAUACUUUAUCCAUGUCAAUUAGAUAUUUCCUAUUUGAAUAAUAGGUUUCAGUAAUAUGUUGAAAAAAAGAUAGCUAUGAAGAUGUUUACAAAAAGUCCUAUUUUUUUUCCGAAAGAGUGAAGAAAAACCUACAAGAAUCAUCACUUCUAUUGUGAAGUUCUAGUGUUCCUAAUUUAAUUUUUUCUUGAGUAGAAUUGAGUUUAUCAUGCUUCUAUGAUGUAUUCACAUAUAUGUUGUAAUAUCAUACUUGUUGCUAUGUUUGAGGCACAAUAAAUUGGUGCACAUGACCAGAAAAUAUGUAAUAUACUAAGAUACACCGCAUGCAUCAAUCUUUUUACAUGUAGACUUUAUAUUCUUGUUGUUACUAUAUGAUGGUGACCUGCUAGCCAUAAGUUAUCUUUAUAAGAUACUUUGGACUAUUAGAUGAAUUGUCUGUUUGACAAUACCUUUAAUAUUUUACCAAAUGUAAAAGAUAAGGGCCCUUAUAAAGAGUCCUAAUCUCUAACCUGGGCAUUUGUAGAAUACAGACUUUGAAGUUAGUGUAUCCUUUUGAAACCUGAUUAGGAAGUUGGGUUGAGAAUGAUUCUAGAGCAGAUUUACACAUCGGAUGUCGGUAGCCAUGAUAUGCGAGCAUUUCUGCGCUAAAGUCCUAUUUGGGUGGGAGGGGAGGUUUCUCAAUUAAUUUCAAAAUGUUUAAAGUUUCUGUCUACGAGUACGUCUGUAUAUUUGCAACUGUACCGAUUUUUAAAGUAUGGUAUAACUCCUUCUGUUUUAAUUACAGAGCUAUAAUAAAAAAAGCCCUCAGCUGGUGUCUAUGCUACCAUUCCAAGAGCACAAUAUUUGUUAUGGUAGAAUUUGAUUUUUCCUAGUGAAAAUAUUCCUCCCUGGGGACAAAUUAGCACUUUAGAAGGUACACUUUGUGUUUUAGAUUGUCAGGAUAUCUUUGUGUAGUGUUAGAAUCUGCUAAUGCACACAGAAAGACAUUAAUGCUCUUUCUGUAGUGCCUAAAUUCAGAGGUGUCUAUCAUGGAAAGAAAAGUGGAGGGUAUAGAUUAUAUAUAAAUACAUACAACUGAAUUGGAGAGCCAGAUUUCUUCAGAGAUGGAUCUUGUACAUAGAUCACACUAAUAAUGGAUGGAUGAUGCUUCUUCUUCUUUACUCUGGAUAAUUGUUAUUAUGUUACUCAAAGGUAAUACAGAUGUUCCAACAGUGUUAUAGGGCAGCUCUAAGCACAAUGGGUGCACUGGCAUAUGAACAACAAUAGCAAAACACAAUUUUGAUAUCAAUGUUAUGGAGUGCAAAAAUCAAGACCAUAAUAUGGUCUUUUUUUAAAAAAAAAUCUUAAAAUAUGUACAUAGGAUGACCAGUUCUGAUAUUUGGUCAUGGGGCAUGGGGUGUUUAUUAGUAUCCUUUAAUGCUGCCUAGGUUCUUACUUACAGAAUGAAACGCAUAUCAUAUAUUUACCUGAUAGUUCAGUUUUGCAAAAGGACUAUAGAAAUAGGUAAAUAAUGUUUAUAUAUUAGGGGCAAAAAUACAUUUUCACCCCAUUAAGCUUACUUAAUAUUUCCUUAAUUUUGAACGUAUCCAUUUUUUUCUGUACACUUUUAACAUAUUGAAAAAAUGUCAUAUUGUUAUUGUGACAAGUUACAUUUGCAAAAGAUACAACAUAUCAGAUGCUUUGAGGAGUAAAUAUAGAAGGAAGAAAUUUUAAAUACAAUCAGAAAAUAGGAAAAUAAGAACUCUUUCAAAAGCCCACCUAAAAUUUCUUAGGUCUAAAAUGCCUAUAGAUAGAACCCUAUCAAACAUGAAUUUUAAAAACUGCUCUGGAUGCAAUGGCAAAUUAUUUUGAAAGGUGGUAAAGACAGUUCCAGAAAACUUUUUUGCCUGUGUAUUUAUAUUGACAGCUUCUGACCCUAAUUUUCAAAUAUAUUAUGCAAACAUUUAUAUUUGCAUGCUUUUUUCAGUUCUUUUUAAAUUUCUGACCAAUAUAAAAUGCUUGUUCUCCUGAGAAAACAGUAUUAAGUCUGUAAAAGUUUUAGUUAUUCCUCACUUGUUACAACUGCAAAUAUUUAUCAAUAAAACUGAUACCAAAAACUUGGCUUCUGAUCUUCCCUGCAACGUUCUUAAUAGUAUCCUCACCACACAUGAUGGUGUAUAGACUGAUACUGUUGUUACCAAAUACCAGGCUUUACUUAUAAAUUUGAAUUCAAGUUACAGAUCUGUCUCAUGGGACUUUGGACAAAUACUAUAUGGAACCUCUCUGAGCCUGCUUCCUCAUCUUCAAAUGGGGAAUAGAAUACUUUAUUUACAGGGUAGCCAUGAGAAUUAAAAGAAGUCAACAUGGAAAGAAUGAAGUUUUACAUAUAUUAUUACUACUUUAUCAAAGUUCUCCAGCUCAAUAAUUAUUCCCAUUUCAAGAAUGUAUGAAUUAAAUGCCACUAUUCUUUAGAAACCAUACUUUAAAAAUCUGAUUUUGUUAUUCAUCAAACAAAUACAACCACGCUUAUAUUAAGGUGGGGGACUAUAUGAAUCUGUUACUACUUUGUUCAGUAUGAUUCAGAUUCAGUUGUCAGUGCACAAACAUCACACUGAACACCAAGCAGUAUGUUUCUUUCAAUGACACACAUACACAGAUAUAUGUGCAUAGAUGUGUGUAUGCCUAUGUGUGUAUAAUAUUGUAGGCUUAAAGUAAAUGUUUAAAUAAGACAAAUAAAAAAUA
This is a messenger RNA of Ailuropoda melanoleuca (giant panda), 6609 nucleotides long. RefSeq names its product regulator of G protein signaling 17 (gene RGS17). The transcript has 3 exons. The record is from RefSeq and is a predicted model, not a curated record. Lineage: Eukaryota; Metazoa; Chordata; Mammalia; Carnivora; Ursidae. Bases 1471 to 1923 code for a protein of 150 amino acids.